UUCACUCCUACCAUUCGAACUCGACAGCCAAUAGCUCCCAACUCUAUCGCCGAAAAUUUGUUGACAGCCGGAAACUCAGGCGAAAAUCGAGCGAAAAAGUGGAGAGUAGAACGAAACAAAGCGCAACGACGACGGCUUGGCAGUAAAGCGGGCAUUCAGUCCGGAACGCUCAAGCAGGGAAGACGUGUUUCACGUAGCUUCUUCUGGGAAGAAACAAGUGUGCUCAAGUGCUCUGUAGUGUACCCAGCCAACAUUUGCUACACCAAAAGCGAGCCACCAUCGAAGUUCUACCAGCUGCUGUUACCGGACUUUUUCCCUACCGGAUUCCUUGCCUGUCCGUGGUUCGAGGAAACGUCAAACAACAUCCGAAAGGGAAAGCGCUCUUCCGUUGACGAGCGCAUCGCCGAAGUCGUGUCCACGUGGCCAGUGGGAAAGACCAGACAGAAACCGAUCUGUUCGAAGCCGGGGGUCUAGCCGCCAUUAAUCCGACCCGUUCCAGCUUUGCCGGGUUCUUCAUCUCGCUGGUGCCCAGGAACAAAGGGGAGGUAGCGCUUUUGCCGACACCUAGCGCGCCUUUCCAAGCAGCGACCACGUGGCCCGGAAAACCCUGCCUGGGAACUCUUCAGGCUUUCAAGGUUCGUUCUGAAGACACACGGGCCUCUGACCAGCACGGGGUUUGGCUGUCCCAGGAAUCCUGCAACAUCCAGCAACAUCUGUGGAGAUACCAGGCUUGGGACGACCGAGAAAGGACCAGACACGUGGCCUUGCAGGAGCACAGCUCUCUCUCUCCCCACCAUCUGCAAUCAACCAUCAAGCCAUUCAUCUCCAGCUGCGGGCCCGCCUCCAGGGCACAUUCACCAUGCUGCAUUCCAGGACCAGGACAUCAACGGCCGCACCGGUUCCCUUUCCUACUGUUGUAAUGUCUGUCCAAUAAACGUUUGAAAUGAAAAUACAUUUUUUCUAAAUUAGGUCCGAGAGCCCAUAUUGCCAGAGAGAAUUCUGCUGCCGUAUCUUUAUCCCAGUCCACCCCUGUUGUUGUUUCUCUGCUAGCUAGUGGAAGCCGACCCUGACAAAGUAGCCGCCUGAGCUAGUCGACACUUAUACUUGGCGAUCUGCGUAAAUAAAAAAUAUUCAAAUUUCAUUUGAAUAUUUUUACCCUAGCUAGGGGAGAUUCUCGACAACUGUCGUUUUCGCGAUAUUUAUGUUGUUUCCGUCUGAUUCAUAGGAUUGUUGGAAGCGUGUAGUCUGUUUAAAAAUUAUGGUAAAUGUUCAUCUCUAAAUUUGGUUAUUUUCAGACUUGUUUCGUAUAAUUUAAGAUCGAAUAUUCGUUCAAAAGGACCCUAAUUGAAAAAAAGGAAACAAUAUUUUGGGAUGUAUAAUAUUUUUUCAGCAGUGGUAUAUAACAAUUGACAUUUCACUGAGCUUUAUUAUUGGAUUUAAAGGUUACAACACAAACAGAUAAUUAACGGUUCCUUAAACCAGAUAGCAAUAAUGGCCCGAUCAGAUUCAGCAACAACGGUUUUAACCGAAAAUGAUUUAGGAACACGAUUUUUCGACCUCAGAGUUGAUCAUCUGGAAGAAGACGAACUAUCAUUCGAACUCGAAAUCAGAGGAAUUAAGUUUGGGGAAAGUGAUAACAUUGCGCGUAAAAGACGAUCGUUGCGGGAAAGAUUGAAGUUAGAGAGGGAAGAAAAUUCGGAAGAAAACAGAAUAUUUGAUAGAAACCCACAGAAAGAAAUCGAAAUUUGUGAAGCAAAACUAGUAACCAUCGAAGAAGUCUGUUACACAAAUGUGAAACGACUUCCCCCAAGACUUCGCUCAGUACUUCUACAUCUAGGCUGUCGAAUAGUGCUGUUGAAGAAAAAGGUAUCCGAUCAACACGAUCUUCAAUUCUUGGAGACGUUACAACAACGGGUUUUGUAUGUGUUAAACAAAUAUUAUUAUUGUAAUUGGAUGGGAGAAAAAGAGGAUGGGCCCGCGAAUGAAAUCGAUCUCGAAGAAUUCUUUGAAGAAGCUCCGGUUGCGUCAUCAGAUGUGCAACCGGUGUCGACCGUCCCAAUAAGAGAUGACGUGUUAGCGAUUCAGCACGAACAUUCUAGAGAAGAAGUUGAAGAAUUAGAUAUUGCUAAUUCUUUAGCCAGAUUAGGGUUGAUUGAUUCGGAAGACGUGGAUAAAAGAGGGUUUAGGAAUGCUUUAUUGAGUUUGGAACAGGAAUUGAUUGAAUUGAGAAAGUUUAAGGAAGCUCAGAUUAACACUCAACGUCCGGUUACGAAUGCUAAUGAGUACCAAUUAUCCGCCGCGACAUCAGCUAAUCGUACGGGAACAGUUCCCAAAUCAACGGUUCCUUCCUCGUUGCAGUCUGGAAUGACUCGGAAUAACGCGCGUUCGUAUUUAAACAAUCCGGAUUGUAAUCCCCGAAAUUCGUUUUUACAUAAUGAUUCGGAAAAUCUGUCGUAUCCCCAAAUCACUACAUACCGAUAUCCGGUUCCGGUUACGAAUCCCCCGAUUUUUACAACAGGCACUCGGCCCACUGUGUCCGUGAAUUAUAAUCCAUCGUGGUCGGGUUUACCAAGCGGUCCGAAUUAUUCUCCAGUACGGAAUACGUUCCCCAAGGAACAUCGAUACCAACAAGAUCCGAUUACGUCAACAGAAUUACCAUCCACUAUUUGGUCAAACGUGUCGGGAAUGGCCCAGCAAAGUUUUCGGGAACCGCGAUUCGACUACUUGAACCCUCGAGAAAACGAUACUUUCGUACCCUAUUCCUCUUAUUCGAAUCGGAAUGUUCCGUCCCAUAUGCCGGUAACCAAAUCUGAAACCAUUCGACAAUCAACGAACAAUGUUUACCCUUAUACUUCGGUUGGCUAUCGACAGCCGUUCCAAUCCGAAACUAUGCUUCAUGAGCCGCCGCGUGUCGAAUUCGCCUUACCCAAGAAUCUUCGGGAGCAAAAUGUUCCACAUUACUACCCUUUCGUACCUCAAGAACCCUCUCGAAAUGAUUUCGGUUAUCGACAUGAUUAUCAAGAUCCCAAUUUUCCAUCGCGUCAACCAACCGUAUCGUUUGAAGACCGUCGUGAAUAUGCGCAAGCUAAUUUCGAUCGAUAUUCAGAUAGAAAUAGACAAUUUGAGCGACACCGCGGUCGUUCCCAUAACUCACUUCCGGUUUCAAAAUGGGCGUUAGAAAAGUACGCGGGAAAUGAUCAAGGACUCAAACUGAACGAGUUCCUUACGCUGGUAUCGCAGUUGGCGUUAUCAGAAAGAAUAUCAGAGGACGAGCUGUUUGAUUCAGCCUUUCACCUUUUUACAGGCCCAGCGCUAAACUGGUAUAUGACCCUAAGGUCAGCCGGUCGCUUAUCAAGUUGGCAGCAUCUGAUUCAAGAGUUGCGCAACACGUUCGUGCAUCCCGAGCUGGAUUCAUUGCUACGAACUCGUAUCUAUCUUCGACGCCAACAACGUAACGAAACCUUUCAAGAUUUUUAUUUUGAAAUGGAGGGUAUGUUUCGUUCCAUGCUGCACCCCAUGAGUGACGAAGAAAAGCUUAACGUUAUUAAACGCAACAUGAGAGUCGAUUAUAAAAAGCUGAUUUUAUGGACCCCUAUCAACAAUUUAACAGAAUUAAGAGAAGCCGGACAUCGUAUAGAUGCUUCGAACUUUUCUUUAUAUCCUAAAUUCUUCGGUACAGAAAAGUCCAUCCUUGCCGUGAUGGAUACUAGGGAACAAACGCGUACCAACACUUCCACCGGAAAUAGACCUCCUAAUAGAUUUUCGAGUCAUAUCGGGGACUCCAGGGUUAAAGAGGGAAAGUCUCAAAUCAGGAUACCGGAAAAGAUCGAUAUCAGAACGUGA
Molecule: messenger RNA, 3843 nt
Organism: Uranotaenia lowii
Lineage: Eukaryota; Metazoa; Arthropoda; Insecta; Diptera; Culicidae
Exons: 2
Coding region: 1492-3843 (783 amino acids)
Source: RefSeq, a predicted model, not a curated record